AUGGAGGCUCUUUUGCAACAGUCUCGCUCUAUGUGCCCUUUCCUUAAGCGGACUUCGCCUACCACCUUGCGCACGCUCUCAACCGCUACUCGUCCGAGCAGCAGCCCUGGAGGUGGCACUAUGUCCAAUCUCCAAGUCCUGGGCCGCCGAUGCCCGGUCAUGAGCAAAGCUCUCGCUGUCCAGAGCGCCCGCCUUCACGGUACCAAGCGCUUCACCUCUUCCGCCGCUGGAAUUGCUGGCAUGCAGCCUCUGCGCGCACCGACUGGCAAGCGAGCAUUGCACACUACCGGAGGUCAUCCCGCCAGUUUGGCUUCGGGGGGAUACGAGAAGAAUGAGCGAGGACGCCCUGGUCUGAACAACCCGAUUCGCUCGCCCCCUGCCGCCGCCGAGGCCGCGGUCCGCGGUCCCCGCCCUGAAGCACCUACUAGCGGUCGUUAUAACUACAAUAACUUCUAUAACACCGAGUUGGACAAGAAGCACAAGGACAAGUCCUAUCGGUACUUCAACAACAUCAAUCGUCUCGCCCAGGAGUUCCCUCGGGCCCACACUGCUUCUGCCGAGGAACGUGUGACUGUCUGGUGUUCAAAUGACUACCUCGGCAUGGGCCGCAACCCGCAUGUCUUGAACUCGAUGCACAAGACCCUCGACACCUAUGGUGCAGGCGCAGGCGGCACCCGUAACAUCUCGGGUCACAACCAGCAUGCUGUCGCACUGGAGGACACGCUCGCCAAGUUACACGGAAAGGAGGCUGCUUUGGUAUUCAGCUCUUGCUUUGUUGCUAACGAUGCCACCCUCGCUACUCUCGGUAGUAAGAUGCCCGACUGUGUUAUUCUUUCUGACAGUCUCAACCAUGCAUCCAUGAUCCAGGGUAUCCGCCACUCUGGCGCUAAGAAGAUGGUUUUCAAGCAUAAUGACUUGGAGGAUCUCGAAGCCAAGUUGGCAUCAUUGCCACUACACACCCCCAAGAUCAUCGCUUUUGAAUCCGUCUACAGCAUGUGUGGAUCCAUUGCACCUAUUGAGGAGAUCUGUGAUCUCGCCGAGAAGUACGGCGCCAUCACUUUCCUGGAUGAAGUCCAUGCCGUUGGGAUGUAUGGUCCUCACGGAGCUGGAGUUGCGGAGCAUCUCGAUUACGAUGCCUACGCAUCCCAGGAUACCACUUCUCCUCAAAGUACCAAGGGCACAGUCCAGGACCGUAUUGAUAUUAUUACCGGUACCUUGGGCAAGGCCUACGGCUGUGUCGGUGGAUACAUUGCGGGCUCGGCAGCCAUGGUUGAUACCAUCCGCUCCCUCGCCCCGGGAUUCAUCUUCACCACUUCUCUCCCACCCGCAACCAUGGCCGGCGCCGAUACUGCUAUCCAGUACCAAUCCCACCAACCCCGUGACCGUGUUCUGCAGCAACUGCAUACCCGCGCAGUGAAAACGGCUCUUAAGGAUCUGGAUAUUCCUGUGAUUCCCAAUCCAUCCCACAUUGUCCCUCUCCUUGUCGGUGACGCCGAGCUUGCCAAGCAGGCCUCCGAUAAGCUUCUCGAGGAGCACGGCAUCUACGUGCAGGCAAUCAACUACCCCACCGUUCCUCGCGGUGAGGAGCGUCUGCGCAUCACCCCUACUCCAGGCCACGUCAAGCCCCUGCGCGAGCACCUGGUCCAGGCUGUUCAGGCUGUUUGGAAUGACCUUGGUCUCAAGCGUGCUAGUGACUGGCAGGCUCAGGGUGGAUUUGUCGGUGUUGGCGUCGAAGGCGCCGAAGAAGCCAACCAGCCCAUCUGGGAGGACGCUCAGCUGGGUCUGCAGGCUGGCGAGUCUGUCGAGGCUGCUGUUACUCGUGAGUUUACCGAGGCAGCUGCCCAGGUCACUCAGCCUCUUUUGAAGACCGCUACCCCUCUGACCGAGAAGGCCCACUCGGCGAUGUCCUCCAUCUCUAUUGGAGUAGUCGCCUAA
This is a messenger RNA of Penicillium antarcticum, 1935 nucleotides long. It is a transcript of the gene hemA, whose product is annotated as 5-aminolevulinic acid synthase HemA. Bases 1 to 1935 code for a protein of 644 amino acids. Gene Ontology annotation, biological process: heme biosynthetic process. Gene Ontology annotation, cellular component: mitochondrion. Gene Ontology annotation, molecular function: pyridoxal phosphate binding; 5-aminolevulinate synthase activity. The transcript has 2 exons. The record is from RefSeq and is a predicted model, not a curated record. Lineage: Eukaryota; Fungi; Ascomycota; Eurotiomycetes; Eurotiales; Aspergillaceae.